Molecule: messenger RNA, 889 nt
Organism: Centropristis striata (black sea bass)
Lineage: Eukaryota; Metazoa; Chordata; Actinopteri; Perciformes; Serranidae
Product: COP9 signalosome complex subunit 9
Exons: 3
Coding region: 117-326 (69 amino acids)
Biological process (GO): negative regulation of protein neddylation
Source: RefSeq, a predicted model, not a curated record
CGUGUUUCACAUCGAACUUAUUUUCACUCGGCACCACAUUAGCUUGGCCGUGUAGCUUCUCAAGCUAAUAAUUUGAUGAAUAUUUGACGAUAAGACCGCGUGGUUCUGGUUCAUCGAUGCCACUAAAGGAUCAAUCAAACUCGACCGUGGCCAUGAAGCCAGCGGUGGAUGAGAUGUUUCCGGAGGGCGCGGGGCCGUACGUUGACCUGGAUGAGGCUGGGGGAAGCACAGGACUGCUGAUGGACCUGGCUGCCAAUGAAAAGGCAGUUCACUCAGACUUCUUCAAUGAUUUUGAGGAUCUGUUUGACGACGAUGACAUCCAGUGACAGAGAAUAACACGUCUUCGGAGUAACGAUGGAUGAUAUUCACACCACACCUUUUUUUUUUUUUUUCAAAAAGCAAACCAGCCAUUUACUGUCUAAUGACAUACAAUUUCCUUUCAUAGUUGUCCUAGUUUCAGGCUUUUCUAAAACAUCCUUAAAAAGUCGUCACCGGUUCCAGAUGUUGCAGAAUUCUUAAGAUCCCAAGGAUUCCUUCAUAUAUGGUAUGUUUAAAUUAUGAGCUUGUAUCAUGCUCAUGUCUUCGACUGCUUCUAAGCUGGAUUGCAGGGUUCAGUGUGCAGGAGAACACCUGUUCGGAGCGUAAUUAUACAUGUGAUGGGCAGAGGCUCCACACGCUGUCGCCCUUAAACAUGCUGCAGAUGGCAUAUGAUGAAUGAUAGUCUGUUAAAAUGGUUUAAAUUAUUUGUAUGUCAGGUUCGGGGUUUAAUAUCUGCAGUAUGUCCUGUUACAUUAUAUAUUUGCACAUAUGUGUACAGUAGUUAUGCAUUCACACUUGUAUUUUUGUGGUCAAAAUGAAUAAAAAGUAUUUUGUUAUUAUCAAGCCAUAA